Messenger RNA from Pomacea canaliculata, 666 nucleotides. RefSeq lists its product as uncharacterized. The transcript has 3 exons. Gene Ontology annotation, cellular component: external side of plasma membrane. Gene Ontology annotation, biological process: biological process involved in interspecies interaction between organisms. NCBI's taxonomy places the organism in Eukaryota, Metazoa, Mollusca, Gastropoda, Architaenioglossa, Ampullariidae. Gene Ontology annotation, molecular function: carbohydrate binding. The record is from RefSeq and is a predicted model, not a curated record. Bases 1 to 666 code for a protein of 221 amino acids.
AUGACGUCAAUCAAGGUAGAUGGCUACCCACACACAGAGGUGGCGGCGGACAGCGCCGUUCACUGCGGGUCUCUGUGCACCUCGGCCACCACGUGUUCCUCCUUCUUCUUUCUUGCGACGACAGGAAGAUGUCUUCUGAACGAGUUUGUCUUUGUGAAACCAGACGGAGGCCAGUCGGCACCGGGUGCUCGAUAUUUCAAGCCUAACAGUCCGGCCUGUCCUUAUAGUGACGGGUACGUGUGGUUGCGCGGUCAAUGCACGUGCUUCAAGAUUUACACCACCACCAAGAACUUCACAACCGCAUACACAACCUGUGCCAGUGUUGGCUCCCGUCUGGCCAUAAUGGACACGAAACCAAAGUUCACAGCUUUUGUAACAUACAUGGCAGAUAGUAACAUUACUAUUUCGGCGCCAUUCCUUGGAGCGGCGCGAGAGGGAGUACUCGAUGGCAGCAGGACGACUUGGGACAACAUUCUUCACCCUCUCUACUGGCUGAAUGGAGUGAAGGUUGCUACAAGUGGACCUGACAGCAACUGGUAUGGUAAAAACCCUGACAACGGCAACGGGGUGGAAGCAUGUUUGAAUAUCUAUUUGAGUAAAUGGAAUGAUGUGUCUUGUGGUGUUUACAGAGGAUUCUUCUGCGAAAAGGUUCUACCAUGCGUCUGA